UGUCAUGUGAAAUCAACCAAAAAAACAUAAAAAAAAAAUUAUAUAAAAAAUAUUGUAUUAUUAUGAACUUAUGAAGAUAAAUUACAAUAACCUUAAUAAAAACUAAACGAAAUGCGUGUACAUGAACAAUAAUUGUAAAUAAUUUAAUCAAAAUUAUAACUCAGAAAAAGCAUAGCGUCAUUAAAGGCUAAAGAAUAUUCAUACAAUAUUUUCAAAACAUGGCAGAGUGGAAACAACUAAUUACUGAAUGGCUUAAUGAAUAUGCCUCAUUACAAGAGAAUGAAAUAAAAAGUUUUGCUGCUGAACAUGAACAUAAUCAUGAAAUUUCAACGGCAUUGUUUAAUUUAUUCUAUAGUGAAGACGAUUGUGACACAAGUUGUUGCAGCAAACAAAGUGAAGCUCAAAAUGAUGAGAUGCUAGAAAAUGUAUGCACACAGUUAUUUAGUUUCUACAGAUCUAAAGAAGUGGAAUUACAAAGAUUCACCCUACAAUUUCUGCCAACCUUAAUUUACAAUUAUUUGAGUUGUGCUGCCCAUGGAAACUUAAAGAUUUGCAGAUGUAUUGAGACACUACUAAUAGCUCUGUACAAUUUUGAAGUAGUUGAUGAAGCUGGUAAACCUAAAGUUAUUUCUUUUCGUUUGCCAUCCUUGGCUCAGCCUUCCAUAUAUCAUGAGCCACUAUCUUUGGGUCCACAAUUCCUGACUGAGAAUGCUUUACGUAGAUGGGAAGAAUGCAAUACUAAAUUAGUAAGCUGGGGCCCAAUGUCACAAGUGGAAGUACUCAAUGCCCAAAACCGCCUAAAAGUAAUGUCAGCACUUCUCUUUAUUUAUAAUAGACAAUUGAGUCUAUUGCCAAAAUUAGCACUAAGACAUUUCUGUAUAGCUGCUUCCAGAAUAGUGACCCAUGGAUUUCACAAAAAGAUUGGUACAUCUAAUUCAAAAAAGUCCACACCAAGAAUUCCUGUAACACCAAAUUUUUUAUUAGAAAUGAUAGAAGGAGCUUACUUUGCUAUGUUUAAUGAAUUUUAUACUUUGGCAUUACAAGCUGUUAAGGAUAUAGACCAAAGAGCACAGUAUGAACUGUUUCCAGAUGUAAUGCUAGUCACUAGUGCCGUCAUGAACUCCUUGAAAAAUAGUUCUUCAGGACAACCAUGUGAUGGUCCCAUGGGUAUCAGUGUUGCAUUAUCUCCAGCUACUACUACUGUGACCAUGUCCAAGUCUAUGAUUACUAAUGCGUCUUUUCGUACCAAGAAGCUUCCUGAUGACAUUCCUAUACAAGCUGGUCAAGUGGUUCCUACAGACUCCACUGAUAUAUUAACUUCUAUAACGGAGGAGGCUGAGUCGGAAUCAACCCCUAUCCAACGGGGUGCAGUUGCUCGUACCUCGAAACCGAAGCUAAGUUCUUUCCCUGUACUGGGCAAGAAGACGAAAGAAAACAAGGAUAAAAGCUUAACAAGUGCUGAAAAGAAAGUCACUCUCAAAGAUUCCUCUAAAGCUAUAUGGAAUUCUUUAAGCGGCGGUGGCGGAGACAUGACUGACGGCCAACAAAAAACAAACGCAGACGGUGCUGAUACGAACGGAAGUUUAAAAGACGACAAAAUCUCAAUGAGCUCUAUACAGAACAGCACAGAAAACUCUGAUUCGCGUUCCCAGGUGACCACUGACUCUAUGGAUAUUGAUACAACUCCUCGUUUUGCAGCAAUGCAAGUCAGCUCCGUGUGAAUUGAAAAGAAAAGCUUAUCGAAUUAUUAAUGUUGUGGUUUCUCGUGCGUGGAAGUACUCGCAUUUACUACACGUCGUAUGAUAAUGGUGGUAGUGGUAAAGGUACCUUAAAAAUAUAUAGUUGCAAAGUUAACUUCAAAAUCAAAGUAUAUGUAUAUAACCUAUACACUUAGCGUGCUUAUUGAUGAUGCGACGCUACGACAUCAAUAUCGUCUCGUUUGCGGAUUUUGUACUUGCGUCUCGUGGAGAAAAAUCAUUGAGAUUCAAUUUGACUGAUUUUUGCGUUGCCGGUAUCGGUAUUAAAAAGCUAUUUCUUCUUUAGGACGUGAAAUCUGACUAGUUUUUUUUUUCUGUUUUGUAUAACCGAAAUGUUACCUACUGAAAUAGGUAAUAAAGUAGUUUCCAUACACAUGCAGACUCUAGGGAUCGAGUACGCACACGUAGCAAACAGAGAAAAACUGUGUGUAGCUAUACUCAACUGUCAACUUGACAGCAAUGCCUAAGACAUUGGAGAAGUUAGUUUACAUAUUUGGCGCAGUAAAAUAUAUUUGCGGACAACGCAAUUCCGGUACCACUGUCAAGUUGACAUUGAGUAGAAUGGCCAUGAUAGAUUAACCGCGUGCUCUUGUUAUUUACUUUGAGCGCCCAAUUUCACUCAACAAUUUUGUGCUGGCGCAAUCGGAUGGGAGAGACAAGGAUGGACGGACGAUUGAUAAUUGUGAAACCAAAGAAGCUCAUGGGUAACCCGGCCUAAGGCGUGUGGAUAGAGUCAGGGCCGGAUUUAGAGGCCCAGAGGCCUCGGGGCAACAGAGGAGCGGAGGCCCCCUCAUCCCAAAUUAUUUUCCAAAUAAAGUAAACAAUUUUUUUUCAGUCGAGUUUUUCAAUAAAUAAUUUAUUGUGAACCAAGCUGUAGACUCCCUUAGUAUUGAACAAACACAUAUAAAUAUAAACGGAAACAAGAAUUAUCUGAAAAGAGAUCUUAACGAACGGAACCGGAAAAAUGUUUACUAGUUGGAAUUUGAAAGAUUUUUUUCCGAAGUCUCUAUUGUGGGGGCCCCACGUUUGUGGAGGCCCCGGGGCUUUCGCCCCGGUUGCCCUCCCCUAAAUCCGGCACUGGAUAGAGUACUAAUUUGCACCAGUUGUCGGAACUGGCUUAAGACCAGAGCAAAUGAUGUGCUUCGACAUCUGAGGCUAAGCUCAUAAAUAAUUUGUUUUUGAUAUGUAACUUCUCUCGCUUUCCUGCAAUUUGUGGGAGUGAUUUCGUGAAAUGGGACGGAAGUGUGUAACAGGAAGUCGCGAAAGCGCGCGCUAUUUGAUUUGAUUUUAGAACAAUGUUCAAAUGGCUUAUUCCUUUUGUAGCAGGUUUUUUUUUUAUAAUGUAAGGUGAGGUUUCAAAUGUUACACAGCAAACGCGACUACUGUAAGACUCGCUCUUUUUAUUUAUUAUUUUUAUGGUGCAAAUAGUAAAUGACCCGGGGCGCCAGAUUUUAAAACACACACAACCUUGGCAGACACUGAAUAUAGAAUGUAUGUGUAUAUUUAUGUAUAUAUUAAUAAAUUACAUUAAAAUUUACGCCGCCGUCUCUCCCACUUCCUUCUAAUCCUCUCCAUCCAAAGGUUGUCUGGAAGAGAUCGCUUUUAGCGAUAAGGCCGCCCAUUGUAACACUUAAUUUAAAUGGCUCUGUAUUUAUUGUAAUGUUUUUCUGUGGUGUUCAAUAAAGUGUUUUGUAUUGUAUUGUAUUGUAUUAAAUUCGAACUUGUACUUUUAAUGCAUAGGACAUUUAAAUCUAUUUAAACAAUGCAGCAGCCGUCGUCGGAAUAAAAUAAUCAAACAAAAUGUAAACGUGAAAUGAACCAUCAAAAUAAUUGUAAUGAAGUUGAUUGAAAAAAAAAUAGAACUUACAGUCUUUUAUAAUUUUAUUAAGAAAGGCAAAGGAUUCUUAGCCCAUACAGACCGAUACUCGUGCUAUAUGCUCGAUAAAUAUCGCUAGAUAAAAGCGUUUAUUAUUAACCGGCCUUUAAUUUAUUACUAUAGCUAAAUAUGUUCGUGUUUUAACGAUAAAUAGGUUCAAUGGAAUUUCUAUUUUCAUAAAUUUUAUUGUAAAUUAAUUAAAUUUUAGUGGAUAAUCAAUAUCGAUACUCUGUUUUUCUACCAUUAUUUUCAUGAAAAAUCUGACACUCAAAACAAAUUGGUCUGCUUUAAAGAAUAAAUAUGCUGUUUUUAAACUAAUGUCGCAUGGUACAACUGGACCCACGAUUUAUUAUCUUCUUUGUAUCAUCAUGAGUAAGCACGCUUACUCGUAUGUCUCCAAGUACAUGUAUCUUUGAAACCUUAGUGAUUGUGUAGUUUUUAAUAAAAAACUGAGUCGUUUUCAGGACUACCAUUUAUUAAAUAUAAGAAAUGAUCUUUCUCUGAGUUAAGUGAUGCAGGUUUCAGAUAGUAUUUUGUUAUAAAGUUUGCAAGUCCUAUCGAUUUAUCUUCUUAUAAGUAAUUCACUGUACUAAAUAGAAUAAUAAAUUAUAAAAUCAGUAUAUUGAAAUACUCCUAAUAGUAGGGGAGCCCACGAUGCUAAAUGGGGAUUUACUCGAGCGUCGUGGAGGGCUAUUGAAUUUUGAAGAUCAGAUGGUAGAAAGAAAAAAAGGUUAAAUGAUGCAUACCCUUUCACCGGUAGAACAAGCGUCUAGAAGCUUUCAAAAAUGUAAAAAAAUAGUCACAUGGAAAUACUCGAGCGCGUCAGAUAUUGAUAUUGUAUAUGCCCCAUGUGUCUCUGAUAACGGAAGAAUGUUAAUCUGCCGGUUUGCAUGGUGGGACUAGCCGUACGAAUGGAUUGAAAAUGGGGAAAAAAAAUACUCGAGCGCGUCAGAUAUUUGGAAGGGAUGCUAAGUGAGCCUAAACGAAGCUCAUAUCCAAAAGUCUGACGAUUCGGACACGACGCAAGCUCGUGACGGCUUUUUGAAAAUGCAAAAAAAAAUCGCCAUCUGGAAAUACUCGAGCGCGUCAGAUUUUCAUACAGGCGGUUCAGCUUGAUGUCAUGCUGAUCCAUAAUCUGGCGAAUAUUCGGAGGGAUUUUCUUAAUCUGACGGUUUAAAGAAUUUUUUCUCCGUAUUUUUUUUUCAAAUCAUUGAAUGUGAUAAAUAAAAUUCAUAAAGAACAGCAUGCAAAUAAAAAUAAGCUGAAAUCUAAUCAGGGUUAAAUUAGGCCAAGAUACACUCAUUGUAAAAAAAUCAGCUCAUUUGCUUCAGCGGUUCGUGCGAAAAUUUGGCGAAAAAUUUUAUUCACGUAUUCACAGACAUGUUGGAUAUUUAAAAAAAAAGAUAAAUAUAAUAAAAUACAAUAAAAAAAAUGGGUGCGUGUACUUAUGUAGGCGCGUGAGAAGUUAUCCUUAUUUGGCAUUGUUUAAAAUUAGUUUUUAAUUGCAUGUAAAUAAUUAAUUACAAUAAAUGAAUAAAAAGUCUGGAAAAGGACACAGUCAAGUUCAGUUUUAAUUUGAAAAAAUAAAUAAAUAAUCAAAAUAUUCAAUUAAAAUCGCUACUGAAUAUAAUUUAUUAGAACAUAUGUGAUUUGCACUUGUAUGUAACUCAAACACGUAUUCCGAAUAUACAAACUAGAAACAUGUGGAUAAAUAUUAUAAAUAUGAAUACCUAUAACUGUUACUUUAUUACAAAAAAUAAAGAUGUGGUUUUUGGUUCUACUACACCAAUGGUCAAGAGAUGGCGCUGUAGUCUCCUGAAUCGCGCUUUGGUUCCGUUGUUCCAGAUUAAUAAAUACUUUUGAUAUUAUAAAUAUGAAUACCUAUAACUGUUACUUUAUUACAAAAAAUAAAGAUGUGGUUUUUGGUUCUACUACACCAAUGGUCAAUAGAUGGCGCUGUAGUCUCCUGAAUCGCGCUUUGGUUCCGUUGUUCCGGAUUAAUAAAUACUUUUGAUAGGCCUUCACUAUGCAGUCGUUAGUACCCACUAAAUAGAGAUUCUAUUUCUAUUUUGUUGUUAGAUUUUCUUAAUGUGCGGUAAACACGAAAGUAACAGCAUGAAGUUGGUCGCUAAAGCGACCAACUUCAUGCUGUUAAUUUUUUGUGUUACAGUGAUGCGCGCGCAUCUUAAAAUUUCACUCUCAUCAUUUUUUCAUAACGCGCCUAAAGAAGUAUAACUUCAAAAAAAGUGUUACAUUUCAGUCUCUGGUAAGCUUUACAAUUGUACCGAUGUAAAUUUUACAAUCUUUUCACAUGUAUUUUGUCCACAAAACACACACUGUAUAAUAUUGUCACUCAUCUUCGUGAUAGUAAAUAACAAACUCACAAAAUUUCAAAUAAAACAAACCAGAGCGUUGUACAUAUAAUACCACGAGGUUCACGAGCGCUAUGAUCAGUUGUGUAAGCGUAAUGGUAAACAGGAAGUGAUGUGGGGACGGUGCGAGAGAGUGGAAGAUAAAGAAAGAGCGAAAUAGAGAGAGGCGCGUAGUAUGAAAUACAUGCUUCGCUACAGCUGCACGUGCAACAUUUUAUUAACGAUUUUUGUUACUUCGGCUUGUCCAAAUCGGCAGAUUAUAUGUUUUCCAUGAUCCUUGAAUUAUACUUUUACCUUUAAAUUUAAAAAAAUUAAGCCUCGCUCGAAAAUGUCCAGACAUGUUUUUUUUUUGCAACCCUCCCACUCCCUUACGUCACGAUCAAAUCGUCAGAUCAUUGAAAUACACACUUUUCAGCAUGUAAUUAAACCACUAUACCUUAAUCUGACGCGCUCCAGUAUUUCCGCCUAUAGUUUUUGAAGUGAAACUUCUUUAUCGGCGUUGGAAAAAAAAUUACCGUCACAUUUUUUUCGGUUACGCGUCACGUUUUUUGGUUACGCGCCAUCUUUUUUUUAGAAGAGCACUAUUUACCUCAUCCGAACAAUUGCUUCUUCUGUCAACUUUAAAAAAAAAGGUAUCGACAGCAAAUAUUCGUGUUUCACACAAGGUAAGGUAAGGUGUAGUUAUACCCCUUUAGUGGGUGAGUUUUUGAAAAAUCUUAGCGCACGCCUAUAUAUAUAUUUCUGGAAAGUUGCAUGUAGAUCAUUUUUCGAAAAAAAUAAGGCCAUAAAGAAGUUUCACUUCUUACGUGUGUACACUAGUACACGCACACAUUUUUUUUUUACUAUUGUGACCGGCUGGUCUACGUGCGCGGCACUACAUGGAGACCUCAGAUUUGGUAGAGGUACUCUACUAGAUACCUUAUAUCCUCCCAUAUAUUAAUCUGCCGCGCUCGAGUAAAUCCCCAAAUGCCCUCUUAGGCUCCCCUAUUAUAAUAUAAAACCUGUUAUAUUGUUGAUGUUUUAAUGUAUGGCAAAUGUUUUAAAUUCCAAGUAAAUGUUACAACCUAAUUCAUGUGUGUUCAUUGUCAGAUUUAUAAACAAAGCUUUUAAAAAAAAUGUUAAUGACAAAGAAACACUGUUGUCAAAUUUAGCUUAAGGUUUGGAAAAUCAUGCCAGAAUUGCCACACUUUUAUAAUUUCAUUUUUUUCUAAACUAUAGAUUUAAAAUAGAAAACGUUUUAUAGCUAAUAUAAUCAGCUUAAACUCUUUACUCUUUCUUAAAUGAAACUCUUUUUCUAGUCCUCUUUAUUUCGAAAGUAUAUCUUUUGUACAUAAAAAGAAUUAUUUAGCAAUUUUAAAAGCUUGAUUUAGUUUUGCAAGCCAGUGUAUUUUUGUUUAUGAAGUUAAACUUCAUUAUGUUUUAUCAAUGUGUUCGUUUGAACUUUGACUUUCAUCACAACAUCUGGAGAUUAAUACAUAUUGACAAUUAAGAAUUGUCUUCAAAGAAUCAAACACUAUUUCAUAUCGUAUUUCACAGAAAACACACAUAUAUAAUUAAAUUAUAAUGAAGUCAUUGUUGUUUUUGAGUUUUAUAGCUGUUAUAUGUAUAUCAACAUGCCAUGCCAAGGACCUUAUUUUGGGGACCAGUUACAAUCAACACUUGAUUUCACAAAAGAGCAUGGAGUACAUGGCAAUUCCUUUCAAGAAGAGAGUGAAGGAAUUUUUCUAUUCAGAUCCUGGACAGAAAAUCAUUAAGGGAAUCGUCGUUAGAGAAAGUGAACAUACCCAGGCGGAACCGAUCGUGACAGCCGGAGGCAUAGGUUUCACCUACGUCAACAUUAGGUUCAAGAGCGAGCGAGGCAGCGGCUUAUAUUACCAAGUCGAAAUUUAUGUGUAGAAAUUCAAUUCUAUUCACCGAUUCGCUUCACUAAAUAUUUAUCGAUAAUAGGCUAGUUUACUCAUGUCGAAUUGUAUUAAAUAAAUGUUUAUUUCUUAAAGUAUUUACUCUAAGGAACCUUAAUAUAUCGAUUUCACUUCAUAAAAGCAGAAGAUUGCUGUAGAAAUUUAAUUUUAAAAAAUAUUUUUUAGUCUAUAUUUUUUAAACACUAUAAACGCUGUUCGCCACAUCCGCCAUGAUUUUGACGUCUCUUGUGGUAAACAACUAAAUGUCAAUCGCGUGUUACUGUAGGUGGAUUCUUUCGUCUGACUAUUUUAUCUUAAAACACUUUUAACUUUAGGAAAGAAAAAAACAACAACUUAGUUUUUUUUGACAAAACUAGUUAUGGAUGCCGGCUUUGUGAAAGCAGAAAGCACAAAUCUGCCAAGAAUUGACGCAUUGAUGGUUGGUGAAUUUGUUGCACUAAACCCAGAUUUCUGCUCUGCGGAGCAGAGAAACGACAAGGCAUCUAUGUAAAUACAGUGCAUUUAGUAUUACAAUGUAGUAAUAAACAUAAAACUGACACAACAUAUGAAUAAGUGUAAUAAAGUUGCGUAGGUUAAUUUCUUUCGGCACUUUAAUCCACAACUUUCCUGGAGUCUUACUAAUAAUUACUUUAUUUUUCGUGGUAUUUAUUAGAAAUCAUGUUUUUUUUUAUUAUAAACUCAGUUAAAAGUAAUUUUCUACGUGUUUACGAGUUUUUGUUUACCACAGUUCACGUCAUAGCAUAGAUAAUAUAUAGACUAAAAUGGCCGACAUCGUUUUUGUAUGUCCAUGAAAAGUCUAUUUUAAAAUUAAAGAUUUGUAGCUUUCUAGGUUUAAAAAAAUAUAAUACAUUUUUUUCGGUCUAAUAGAACAUUUAUUAACCAUUUAAAACCUUUUUCCAAAAAGGGUCAACUAGCCUAUUACAGUAAGUAUUUAAUUUCGCUACGGCGGACUCCAUAAACCUCCUCUUAGAACGUGACAAGGAUUGGAGCAGUUCUCGAUAGCCACACACAAUUUAAUAUAAUACCUUACGCAUUUUAUCGUCACUUAAUUGCUUCUAGUAUUUCUUAAGCUGCGUACACACUAGCCCAACAAAUGCCAGCGUCUUCGUUACGCCUUAUCUGGACUCUGUUCUUUGGUGUGUGCCAGCGAUCCGGAGCGAGGCGAUUACCUGAAUAUUCUUCGUUCGCGAUCGCUGGGCCGGUGAGUACGCAGCUUCAGGCUACAAGGCAGCGCCAUCUCUUCGCAUUGUAGGAAACCCACAAUUUCAAACGAAAUAAGUAGGUUCUUAAAGGUAUCAAACAUAUGAAAGAUGAAAUUGCAAUUAUCGUUUAUUAAAUUAGUAUUUUAAUCAUUAAAUUGUGAGAUUUAUAAAUGUAAAGAAAAUUUUACUAGAAAACAAUUACAGUCGGUCAAGGCAUCGGACAGGAUUCGUGUCGAAUUUAUAAUAUUAAUGUUGCUAUUCCCGUUUUCUAAGCCUGUUCUAAGUUUGUUAUUUUAAAACUAUUAUUUGUUUCGAUAAGCAAAGCUAAAUAUUUGCAACCUACCUACAUUAACCAUAAUUGUGGCACUUUAGUAGUUGGUACCAAUGAUUUACUAUGUUCAAAGUAUUAAGUACACCUUUAUUUAUUGCUAUUCUAUGAAUAAGUAUUUAUGGGAAUGCAAACUUAUGUUGUUGAAAAACUCUAGCACAUUGAUUAGGUAGGUAUCGAAAUACGAAAUCUGGCUAAAAUAAAAACUCACACUGUCUACUAAGUACUAAUAUGUUAUCUGAUGUCCCUGUAUAGAAAAAGCAUUUCGUGAGACGUUACCAACGUCACCGUGCUCCUUGAUGUAUGGUGAAACAUCCUUAUCAAUAAAACCCCGUUGAUUUUUGACUUCCAAAAGUUGCCGUAAUUUAUUUAUGGUGGCCGCUUGUUCGUCCAAGUUCAUUUCGUUAAUUAGUAUUGGCAAGUUGAUAACACAUAUCCACAAGUAGAACAUACCCACUGAAAAUAAAUCAUCAUUUGAAUGGACUCUGCUAUUUGGUAAGUUUUGUGGUUACAUUUAAAAAAAUAUAUUGGGCGAUGAAGCACUAGGUAAGUCUGCUGUGUAUAUAUAAUAACUGGUUUGCAGAUUUGUAACCGCGUGGCUCUAAGAUUAAACAAAGCAAGACUUAAGGGACAAACUGAGAUGCAGGCAAGCAUAUGAUCAGGCGGCAAUAGUGCAAUACUAUCGAUAGUUCUAAAAACUCGAUAGUAUUGCACUGUUACCGCCCGAUUGACUGUUUUUAGAACUAGAUGAUGACGAGUCUUGAUGUGUAUUAAUGGCAUCGGUUUUUUUUUGCUUUUUUUAUUUAAGUAUGUCUUACUUUCAUUAUUAAUCAUAUUCGUAAGUAGGUACAUACUUACAACAAACGGUUCUGAAGGUAUCAGUUAAUUUCCUGUCCGAAAAUUGUUGGGAAAGUUAAAUGCGGGCUUCAAGCUUCUUUCACGUAAACAAUUACUUACAUAGCAAGAAUCCUCCUGCAACGCUGGCCCCAAUAAGAAGUCCAAUGUCCAUUGUAUUUUCUCGGAGUAAUAAUAAAGAGUAAGCUAUUGUAAUCGUCAGACCGAUGAGCCUCAUUGCUUCCGUCAGGAUAUAAGCAAUCAUGAGCAUAUUGUAGCACUAAACAGAAAUCAUAAAUGACACUCUUAUUUAUUUUAUCCAAAGACACCAUAGUCAUGUUUUAUCAGAUGAAAAGUAGCUUCCGCCUGCGUAAUUGUAAUUGAAAGUCCCACAGGUUCCUGUUCCACAUUUUCCGGGAUAAAAAGUAUCUUAUCUCGAUCCAGUUAAUAAACUGUAGGUAUAUGUGCAUAGACAAACACAGCCGUAUUGCUCUUUGUAUUUUUGGCAAAUUUGAUUCAAAUCCGUUCAGCCGUUUCUGCGUGAUUGAGAAACAAACAUCUUUAAGAUUGUAAUUUGUAUUCCACAAAUUGUUGUUAUAUUCACGACUUAAGACGCUUUUUGGGUACCUAUGUAUAGAAUAUAACGCUAUUUUGACAUCGAUAGAUAAAUAUGUUAUGAGUUAAUUUACACGUCAAAUCGAAUCUGUACUUCAAGGGUUUCGAACAUAGCCAAAGCACAUCCCAAAAGGUGACAAGUGGAACCCAUUUUAUUUAAGGUCGAACCCCAAUCAUAAGCUUUCGCUGUAUGGCUCACCGGUGGGCUCUAUUUCUUGAAUGGAAAAAGGUAGACUUGAAAAUUUCACAGUAGUUGAGGGAUUGGCCGCUUUGAAAACAAUAAUAAACAAAUUAAGGAGGUCUCCCUACAUGACGAGUCUGUGUUUCCACAGAAGCAGUUGAAUGUUUUCAUUGAAGCUGCGCGAAGAUGAGUGAUGCAGAGGUAGGCUUAGCAGAGCUGUGAAUACAUUUUAUUUGCGCUCAACUCCGCUUCUGUGGAAACCAAAGACAAUACAUAUAUAGUACACUUUCUCUUUGUGAAAAUCCACCCAUUGAUUUUGGAUUUUACUUACUUUGUAAGCUGCGUAGAUAUAGAGACAACACACAAUGAUAUAUAAACAUGUCAAUGUUAUUGAUAGGGAGAAAUACCAUUCGGGAUCUGUGAAAAUAAUUUUGUAUUAGUCAUACCCUGAGUUGUUAUAUUUACUUUAUACUAAGUAUGUUACGUAUACAUACACCUAGUUACCUGAUCGUAAGUUUUGUAAAAAGUUGUUAAUAUAAUAUCCCAAAUGAAAAUUAUUUAUCCAAUCUAAUAUUACAUUUUUAACUUGCUCAGAAUGUUUAUAGGAUAAACAUGAAAUAGUUAAGAAAAUCAGCGCCUGUAACUAAAAUGAUAACAAUGUUUUUAUUAGGAUAUGGUACUUACUCACCUAGGUACUCAAUGCACAAAUGUAUGUUUAGUAAGAUUAUCAUAAGUUUAAUUUUAAUUAAUACCAAGAUCACAUCUAUGCUGGACUGUAGUAGCUAUGUCCCGCUAAUAAUUAUUCAUUAUAAUAUAUUU
Molecule: messenger RNA, 11906 nt
Organism: Chilo suppressalis (striped riceborer)
Lineage: Eukaryota; Metazoa; Arthropoda; Insecta; Lepidoptera; Crambidae
Source: the annotation of a GenBank genome assembly